Talaromyces stipitatus ATCC 10500 is the source of this 258-nucleotide messenger RNA. RefSeq lists its product as uncharacterized. Gene Ontology annotation, biological process: protein import into mitochondrial matrix. The transcript is spliced from 3 exons. The record is from RefSeq and is a predicted model, not a curated record. Lineage: Eukaryota; Fungi; Ascomycota; Eurotiomycetes; Eurotiales; Trichocomaceae. The coding region runs from base 1 to 258 and encodes 85 amino acids. Gene Ontology annotation, cellular component: mitochondrial outer membrane translocase complex.
AUGGUUCAGUUCUCAGAGGAAACCAAGGAGCGCAUCUCCAAGGUCAUUGAAGUUUCCAGAAUCGCCGUUCACUAUGGCUAUCUUCCUUUCAUAGUCUAUCUCGGUGAGCAAUCCAACGAUUCUACCAUACCCUGGUAUAUCAUCAACCCGAUGGCUAACUCUUCGCCAGGCUACACAUACAGCGAACCCAAGCCCACACUUUUCAAGUACUUCCCCUCGGCGGCCGAUCCUACAUUUGCGUCUACAUGCACUAACUGA